Messenger RNA from Humulus lupulus (European hop), 2362 nucleotides. Its product is annotated as soluble starch synthase 1, chloroplastic/amyloplastic-like. The transcript is spliced from 15 exons. Gene Ontology annotation, molecular function: alpha-1,4-glucan glucosyltransferase (UDP-glucose donor) activity. Gene Ontology annotation, cellular component: chloroplast. The record is from RefSeq and is a predicted model, not a curated record. NCBI's taxonomy places the organism in Eukaryota, Viridiplantae, Streptophyta, Magnoliopsida, Rosales, Cannabaceae. Bases 83 to 2056 code for a protein of 657 amino acids.
UUCGUGACUUGGUCACUCACUUUCUAUCUCUAUUUCUGAGGCUUUCUUUCUCUCUCUCUCUAUUCCUUCUCUGAAUUUUCACAUGGAGUCUCUCCGAGUACUGGGUGGCAUCCACAUCCCAUGCAACUCGUUUUCAAACUCAGUAACAUCUAAGCUCGAUAAUGGGAGAGUAGGUAGGCUAGUGGGUGUUACAAGGAGGAGGAGCAAUAACAAUGGUGGGUUGUGUUUGAGGCUUAGUGGGUCGGUUUUAGGUGGAAGCGAUGAAGGUAGAUUGGGUUUUGGAGCUUCUGGCACUUCACGAGAUCAUCGCGAUGGUGAUGGUGGUCGGACUCGGAGGAUUGAUCGUGAAAAGGGUCUCAUUUUGGGGGCCGAGAGAGAUGAUUCUGGCUCUGUUGUUGGCUUUAAAUUGAUCCCUCCAUCUGGUGAGAUUGAUGUCAAGGACUCCCUUUUAAAUACAAUUGCUGAUGAAGUAAAAGAAACUGAGGACAUUGAUGGAGUGGAGAAACCACAUACCAAAACAACCUACAAUCUUGUCUUUGUUACUGCUGAAGCAGCCCCUUAUUCAAAGACUGGGGGAUUAGGAGAUGUUUGUGGUUCUUUGCCUAUUGUACUUGCUUCCCGUGGCCAUCGUGUCAUGGUUGUCUCUCCUAGAUAUCAAAAUGGUACUGCUGCAGACAAGAACUUUGCUGGUGCUGUCGAUACUGGUUCUCGCGCCAGCGUAUUCUGCUUUGAAGGAGCACAAGAGGUUGGCUUCUUCCAUGAGUACAAGGAAGGUGUUGACUGGGUGUUUGUGGAUCAUCCAGCAUACCAUAGACCUGGAAAUCCUUAUGGAGAUAUUUAUGGUGCUUUCGGUGAUAACCAGUUUCGGUUCACUUUACUUUGCCAUGCAGCAUGUGAAGCUCCUUUGGUGAUUCCAUUGGGAGGUUUCACCUACGGGGAGAAAUGUAUUUUUCUCGUCAAUGACUGGCAUGCAGGACUUGUUCCAGUGCUAUUGGCAGCGAAAUAUAGACCAUAUGGAGUUUACAAGGAUGCUCGGAGUAUUCUUGUAAUUCAUAACCUGUCACAUCAGGGAGUGGAACCUGCAAUAACAUACAAGAAUUUGGGACUUCCUGCGGAGUGGUAUGGGGCAUUGGGAUGGGUGUUUCCAGAAUGGGCAAGGACCCAUGCUCUCGACACUGGUGAAGCGGUCAACAUUCUGAAGGGUGCAGUUGUGACAUCUGAUAGGAUACUGACAGUUAGCAAGGGAUAUGCUUGGGAGAUCACUACUGCUGAAGGUGGCUAUGGUCUACAGGAUCUGUUAAGCAGCCGACAGAGUGUCCUUAACGGUAUCACAAAUGGAAUUGAUGAUGUUGAUUGGAACCCAUCUUCAGAUCGCCACAUCCCAAACCAUUAUUCUGCUGAGGAUCUUUCUGGCAAGGCCCAAUGCAAGGUAGCUUUGCAGAAAGAAUUAGGUCUUCCUGUUAGGCCUGAUUGUCCACUGAUUGGAUUCAUUGGGAGAUUGGAUUACCAGAAAGGUAUAGACGUGAUUCAGCAGGCUAUUCCAGAGCUUAUGCAGGAUGAUGUACAAUUCAUUAUGCUGGGUUCUGGAGAUCCUCGGUAUGAAGAAUGGAUGAGGGCGGCGGAAUCAACUUAUGAAGACAAAUUUCGGGGUUGGGUUGGAUUUAAUGUCCCAAUUUCACAUAGGAUAACAGCAGGCUGUGACAUACUGCUGAUGCCUUCAAGAUUUGAGCCCUGUGGCUUGAAUCAAUUGUAUGCAAUGAGAUAUGGAACUAUCCCUGUGGUUCAUGGCACUGGAGGGCUUAGAGAUACUGUUGAGACUUUCAAUCCAUAUACUCAGGAAGGCGGAGAAGGCACAGGGUGGUCUUUUUCUCCACUAGCCAAAGAUGAAAUGUUGGAGGCAUUAAGAACAGCUAUUCGGACUUACAGAGAACACAAGUCUUCUUGGGAUGGAUUGAUAGAAAGAGGUAUGCAGAAGGACUUCACAUGGGAAACUGCUGCAGAAGAAUACGAGCAGGUCUUUGAAUGGGCCUCUGUUGAUCCACCUUAUGUCAGUUGAGCCACAAGGCUUUGUAAAAAAAUGGUGUUACAAGAGUAAAAAUUGAUCCUGUUAACGCAUGAAGUAGGCGAUCAUUUUGUCUACUAUAAAUCCAGCUGCUGCAUAAAACAGAUACAGUGUUGUCCUUGAUACUUAGGUAAUUGAGUCGUUGCCAUAAUUUUGAUUCAUCUUCCUCUGAUUAGUGAUUCUGCAAUUAAAGCUGUCAUUAGACUAGCUGCUCUUAUGACCCUUGCGGUUACAAAAAAGCUACUGUAAAAUGUUGUUUUAAAAUGAUUGGAAAAUGGGAAUGUCCAUAUUUUGUGUUGA